AUGGCCUAUCUUCCCCAUAAUAAGGAACACCAAUCCAACCAAGAAGGUACUCCUGAGCAAAAGUCCUCUGAAGUUGAGGAACAACCUAACACUCUUGCAUCACCUGAGAACCCUCCUCCAGAGCAAUCAGAGAAGAAAAAGAAGAAGAAAAAGAAACACAGAAAAUCUCCUUCUGCAGCUACUGUUGUCGAGGCUCCUGCUGUUGCAAAAGAAACAACUUCACAGCUUGAAGCUUCUGUUACCCAUCAAGCCCAACCACAAAAUUCUGCUCAAGUUAGUCCUCAAGAUAAGCCUUCUCCUAGCAAAGCAGCUGAAGGGGUGGUUGAAGGACCAACUGGUGCGCAGCCUGAAGGUGUGCUAGAAAAAUCUCCAUCUCCUCAGCCUGUCGAAACGGCCAUCCUUAAUGAAACCUCAUCACCACCCAAAGCUCCUGGCUCGCCUCACCGCGUUUUGGAGGAUAAUACUCUUAGGCCUAACAAUGAAGAGGACCAACCUGACCAAGGCCUAACGCAACAAGAUCCUUUGACAAAUCCUGCCCAAGUAUUAAUUGAUAAUGAUCCUCCAACCAACCUUCAAGCUGACCCUGCUGCCAACCUUUCCACUGAACAAAGGCCAACAGUUGAUGGCGAGCAUUCCACUACCAAUCAACCGCAACCAAGUGGGUCAAACCAUGAGUCCAGUUCAACCAGUGCUGACACUUUCGACUCCGAUGAUGGUAACUCCUACAUUGGUGAUUCGCUUGGUGAAGAGGGGACCUCUGUGUCGAAGCCACCUCAUACUGUUGUCUUGCCAGCUGAACUUGCUAGAGAGUUAAAAGAUUUAACUCCAGCAGAUGCACUCAACAAGCUUUUGUCAAGCCAUGGCGCCUCUAGUUCUGCUAUUGAAGACACAGAGGGUAAAGAAGAUGCACUUGCGCAGGAACAGUUUGAGCAUGAAAUCAGAUUUAGGCGAGAGAUUCUUAAUGGGGAUAUGCUGGGCCUGCUUGAACGUGAUUCUUCCAUAUACUACAACAUCAAAGCCCUUUUCCGCAAACUACAGAACCCAAUGACUAACGAAGCAAUGUUCCUUCUAUUGACUCAGGCUGAAACCUUUUUAGAACAGUUCGUUAGUCAAUCUCAACUCUUAACCAGGACCAGCAACCUUCUGACAUCUCUGCUUGCAACACAGCAACACCAUUUCGAGCAAGCCAAUAAUUGCAAUGCAGAAGUCACAAAUAUCAAAGCUGCCUCUGAUGAAGCUCUCGAGCAGCUUGUGGCUUGUGAGAACAAUAUUGCUCAAUGGCAAUCUGAAAUCGAAACGUUGAAGGAAAAGGUUCGACAGGAAGAGGCUAAGAUGGAAAAACUAGCUGCAGUGGCUAUCGAAGCACAAAAGGUCAAGCUUGAUGAGCUAGCACGCGAAGGCAUCCAGCAUUACAGUGAUGGUCUGGCUGUCCAGAAGCGGGUUGAGCAUCUUACCAGUGACAAAGAGAUGCUGCAACGUAAACUGGUGUCCAUUCGAACCCAGUAUUACCAAUUCCAAGCAGCCAAUCGAAAGCCUCCUUCGCCAUCUCAACAACAACCUUGACUUUGUUAUUUUUUAGUCUUAGGGCUUUUUCUCUUUUGGAUGUUUUAAUUGUGAAUCCUUUAACACUAGGAACUGUCGAACAAUUUCGGGCAUGCCUUUUUAAUGUAUGCCCUUUUUGGCUU
Molecule: messenger RNA, 1685 nt
Organism: Trifolium pratense (red clover)
Lineage: Eukaryota; Viridiplantae; Streptophyta; Magnoliopsida; Fabales; Fabaceae
Exons: 4
Coding region: 1-1563 (520 amino acids)
Source: RefSeq, a predicted model, not a curated record